Messenger RNA from Monomorium pharaonis (pharaoh ant), 1368 nucleotides. Its product is annotated as uricase. Gene Ontology annotation, biological process: urate catabolic process; purine nucleobase catabolic process. The transcript is spliced from 4 exons. Lineage: Eukaryota; Metazoa; Arthropoda; Insecta; Hymenoptera; Formicidae. Gene Ontology annotation, molecular function: urate oxidase activity. The record is from RefSeq and is a predicted model, not a curated record. Gene Ontology annotation, cellular component: peroxisome. Bases 286 to 1314 code for a protein of 342 amino acids.
GAUGGAUGCUAAAUCCGUCGAGGAUCACGAGAUCAUCGCGGGGUCAGUCGUAGUCGUCGCGAUUAUUUUACAGAUUCUCUAUGCGGUGGGAGCGACGUUUUCUCGCGCGCGCGCGCGCAUAUAAGAUAGAAUUUUUCCCGACGAAGAGUUUCGAGUUCAAAGGUGGAAAAGUUGCGCGAUGGGAUACGUCACUUCCGGAGGCGACGUUAUAAAUAACGGGCGCGGUCGCGCGGCACGUAGUGCGUCGACCGUUUUUCCACAGAGUAUAUUUUCCAUUUGGUAGGAAUGUCCCCGUUCAAGGAGCAGCCGCUUUCCGAUAUGCCGAGCGACGAUCAGUUUUCGCUCAGCAGAUCGCUGAGAGACAAGGAGCGUAGCCCGAUGGAUAUACGCAUGAAUUUCAAUCGGGGUGACAAAAGGGGCGAGUACGAAUUAGGCGCUUACGGUUACGGCAAGAACAAUGUCAAGUUGUUGUACGUGCGCCGGAACGACGAGCUGCGCCACGAGAUUCGCGAGUACGAGGUCGACACGCACCUGCGUCUGGGCACGCAGAAGGAUUACCUCGAGGGUGACAAUCGCGACAUCAUCGCGACGGACAGCCAGAAGAACACGGUGUAUCUGAUGGCGAAGAAGCACGGCAUUCACUCGCCCGAGGCGUUCGCGCUUCUGCUCUGCUCUCACUUCCUCUACACGUACGAGCAGGUAGCGGAGGUCAGUAUCAACGUCGAGGAGUAUCCGUGGGCCAGGUAUCACGAUGACAACCGACCGCACAAUCACGCUUUCAUCAUGAGCCCCACCGCGACGAGGUUCUGCCAAGUCAGUCAGCUCAGAAACGAAUCGCCACGAAUACGCGGUGGAUUAAAGGGGCUGCGAGUGUUGAAGACCACGCAGAGCUCGUUUACAGACUUCAUUCAGGACGAGUACAGGACGUUGCCGGACAUGAACGAUCGUAUUUUCAGCACUGUCGUAACGGCGACCUGGGACUUCUCCACCGCGAGAGGAGUGGAUUUCGACGCCGUCUGGUACAUGGUGAAGGAAUGCAUUAUGCAGAAUUUCGCAGGUCCACCGGAUACGGGGAUUUACUCGCCAAGCGUCCAGAAUACGCUUUAUCUCACGGAAAAAUGCAUACUUGAUAAAGUCAAGCAAAUUUAUAGCAUCGAGAUGCAAAUGCCGAACAAGCAUUACUUUGAUCUGGAUCUCAGCAAAUUCUCCAAAGUCAUACAGGGACAGAACAAGGAGGUUUAUCUACCCAUGGAUAAACCGUCGGGUAUUAUUUACGCUCGAUUAAAUAGAAAAGAUUUCUCUGCUAAAUUAUAGACACAUGUAUAUAAUUGUUGGGUUAUUAAUAAAAUUUAAGGUUUCUAUAAUUAA